Messenger RNA from Brettanomyces nanus, 1986 nucleotides. RefSeq lists its product as uncharacterized. The record is from RefSeq and is a predicted model, not a curated record. The transcript has a single exon. Gene Ontology annotation, molecular function: microtubule motor activity; microtubule binding; ATP binding. NCBI's taxonomy places the organism in Eukaryota, Fungi, Ascomycota, Pichiomycetes, Pichiales, Pichiaceae. Bases 1 to 1986 code for a protein of 661 amino acids. Gene Ontology annotation, biological process: microtubule-based movement.
AUGGCAUUAUCCAAUAAUAAUGGAAAACUUGGCAGGAAUGAUAUAGGUUCAAGUUCUGCUUAUAAGAGGCGUAAGCUUAGUCCUCGGACAGAGUCUUUGAUGAAAACUGAUCUGAAUAGGGCCAUUGAGUACAGAAAUAAGAGCAAGCAACUGCUUACUGUAUUACAAGAAGAAGUUUGGCAGAUAAGGUCGCAAUUGGCAGAGAAUGAAGUUGCCUUGGAUCGUCUUGAAGGAGAGUAUGAUGGAUUGAGAGAGCUGUUCGAUGUUAAGGAAUGUGAGUUGAACGAGAUGGACCUAAAAGGAGAAAGUAUUGUCAAGCAUCUUGAAGAGUGUUUUGUUAAGUUUAAGACAGUUCAAGAGAAGGAGUUCAAUGAGAACGUUGAGAAAAUGGGGCAGGAGUAUGAUAAGAAAGCUGCCAAUAUGGUUGCGUUGAGUCAGAAGCAAUUCGAGGAGGAGGAGAAACGAUUAAAAGAUAGAAGUGAAGAAUUGAAGGUCGAAAUGAAUAAAGUGGAGGAGGAUUUUGCCUUGGAGGUUGCAGUUUUAAAGAAGAAUCAUAGAUUGAGAGAGAUAAACCUCAAAUUGGAAAGAGAAAGGGAGAUUCAGGAGCUUAAGCGAAGAGUUAGAGAGACUGAUGACACGAUUUUGGUGCAGGAUGGAGAUAUUCGAGAAAUCUUACGUAAAAUCAAAGAAGAGAGGGAGAAGAAUAGUGUGCUAUGUGAAGAGCAUAGUAAGUUGGAUGCCAAGGCUGAGGAAUAUGAAACAAAGACUGCUAGGAUAAGGAGUGAAACAGAUGGAUUGGUGGAGCAAUUGGAAACAUUUAGGAAGCAGAAAACAGAAUUGGAGAAGAAAUGCGAUGGGUACAAUAGUGAAGCUGAUAAUUACAACCGGAAAUCUUUGGAGGAAGAAGCCCUACGAAGGAAAUUGCACGAGAGGCUGCAAAGUCUUAAAGGAAACAUUCGAGUUUUCUGUCGAAUAAGACCUGAGCAAAAUCCGAUGUGUUUCCCGAUGGAAUAUUGUGAUGAUGGUGACGGUAAAGAGGAAAGUGAAGUUGGUGAAGAUCUGAUCAAAAUCCAAGAACCGGCGGGCUUUGGCGAUAGGAGGAAAUCUGGUGUGACUUGUUCACCCAGAUCUUACUCGUUUAAAUUUGAUAAAGUUUUUGGCAGUCAAGAUCGUAACGAGGAUAUAUUUGAGGAGAUUAGUCAGCUGGUUCAGAGUGCAUUGGAUGGGUAUAAUGUGUGCAUCUUUGCCUAUGGACAGACCGGAUCCGGUAAAACAUUUACAAUGUCGAGCCCUGGUGAUGGUAUGAUUCCAAGGUCUGUGAAUCAAAUCUUUCGAAGUAUAGAAGAAACCAAGAAGUCAGGUUGGAGUUACAAAAUUACAGGUCAAUUUUUGGAAAUUUAUAGAGAGACCAUCAAUGAUCUCAUAACAGGGAACGGAGGCAUUGAAAUCAAGCAUUCACAGACUAACCGAAAAACUGUAUUGACAAAUGUGUCUAAAAUAGAACUUCGAACCCCUUCCCAAGUGGAUAGGAUAUUGCAGAAGGUUAAUGAAAGUCGAAGCACCGCUUCUACUAAGAUAAAUGAUCGUUCCUCUCGGUCCCAUUUCAUCUUUAUUCUUAGCAUUAUCGGAUCAAACUCGAAGACUGGAGAAAAUGUCGAAGGCACCCUCAACUUGGUGGAUUUGGCGGGUUCAGAAAGAGUCUCCAGAUCUCAAGUUACCGGCACAAGGCUUAGAGAGACCAUGUUCAUCAACAGGUCUCUCAGUUCUUUGGGUGAUGUGAUCAUCUCCUUAAAGAAUAAGAAUCAGCAUAUUCCCUACCGAAACUCAAAACUCACUUACCUACUACAGUAUUCCUUGGGAGGAAAUUCGAAAACAUUGAUGUUCGUUAACAUCUCCCCUAGCGUUGGUCAUUUCAAUGAGACUCUAAACUCAUUGAGGUUUGCCCAUAAGGUCAAUGGAACACAUAUAGGAAGGGCAACUAAAUAA